UGUCGUUCCUAAUCAUUUUACAUUUAGAAUAAAGGGGGGCACAGAUGCAGCAAUAGCCGCCAAUCCGUGGAUGGCAUAUUUGUAUACGUCCUCAGCUUUCGUAUGUGGCGGAACGCUUAUCCACAAACGGUUCGUUCUAACAGCAGCGCAUUGCAUCUCUCGCGAAAUGCCACUAAAGGUUCGCCUGGGAGAGUUCGAUGUCUCUAGUACUUCUGACUGCAGCGAUUCGCAAUGUCUUCCGCCCCAUGAAGAAUAUUCCGUGGAAACGGCCUUUAGGAAUCGUCUCUUCACUAUGCAACUGGGAAGGCAUGACAUAGGUCUGCUCCGAUUGACCACGGAUGUGGAAUAUAAAGUCCACAUUAGACCGAUCUGUGUGUUCGUUGACCCUGAAUUGCGGUCGUCGGUAGAGGCAAUUGAGUCAUUUACUGCCACUGGAUGGGGUGUGACCGACAGCGGAAAGACAAGCCGAAUACUUCAGAGAAUAACCAUCAACCGGCUCGACCGUAGCAAAUGCAAUCGCAAAUUUCGGCAGACACUGCUACAGAGCCAGAUCUGUGCAGGACACCGGCAAGGCGACACAUGCAACGGGGACUCUGGCGGCCCAUUGAUAACAUUUUUGAAUGGAACCCAGAACCGCUACGUUCAGGUCGGAAUUGUCAGUUAUGGCAGCGCGAAUUGCGAUGGUCCGGGUAUCUACACAGAUGUUUUAUACCAUGCAGAUUGGAUCCAGCGCGUCGUGCGAGAAGACGAGAUCAAGAUCUGAUUCAAACUUAAACAAAACAAAAAAAAAAACUAUAUAUGUUACAUAUGUA
Molecule: messenger RNA, 812 nt
Organism: Drosophila persimilis
Lineage: Eukaryota; Metazoa; Arthropoda; Insecta; Diptera; Drosophilidae
Product: serine protease grass
Exons: 4
Coding region: 71-763 (230 amino acids)
Biological process (GO): proteolysis
Molecular function (GO): serine-type endopeptidase activity
Source: RefSeq, a predicted model, not a curated record